Syzygium oleosum is the source of this 3240-nucleotide messenger RNA. RefSeq names its product wall-associated receptor kinase-like 3. Gene Ontology annotation, cellular component: plasma membrane. Lineage: Eukaryota; Viridiplantae; Streptophyta; Magnoliopsida; Myrtales; Myrtaceae. The record is from RefSeq and is a predicted model, not a curated record. Gene Ontology annotation, biological process: cell surface receptor signaling pathway; protein phosphorylation. Gene Ontology annotation, molecular function: protein serine/threonine kinase activity; ATP binding; polysaccharide binding.
UCUCCAUAAAUUUAGGUCCAUGCACUUACGAAACUUGAAAAUCAUGUCGAUCUCAGUGUUUCAAAUUCUUUUGCUUCUGGUUUCCCUCACGUUACAAGCAUCAGGAGCUGCACCUGGACUUGCAAAGCCUAACUGUGCUGAAAAGUGCGGGGACGUCACAAUUCCCUUCCCCUUCGGAAUAGGAGCCGGGUGUUUCUUGGACGACUGGUACCAGAUCGUCUGCCAACAAAACAGCGCCGUUCCCAUUCUAAAGAAGAUUGGAUUGCGAGUUCUCAACAUUUCACUCCCCAAUGGAGACGUGGAUGGCAUGAUUAACAUUAGACUUCCUGUAAUUUCCUCAAGUCCAAGCUGCGGGGGCGAUAGAUUUGGUGUGCCAGUGAGAUUUGAAGGAGGUCCAUUUGUCUUCUCCCGGACAAAGAAUGUCUUUACAUUCGUCGGUUGCAACACCCUGGCAACGAUGAGUAGUACAGAAUCAGAUGUUGUCGGUUGCAGGUCGAAAUGUGAUGGAACCAACACUAGCAUUAGCUGGAAUAGUGCUUGUUCCGGGAGGGAUGGCUGCUGCCAGACUACGCUCCCCCUUAACCUUCAGGGCUUUAGUGUGGAUUUCAAAGAAGAAGGUGAACGUCAGGGGUGCAAGUACGCUUUCUUGAGGUCUGACUUUACAGGUUCAUAUGAUUUGAGACUGAAUAAGACUGUUCCGGUGGUGCUGGAAUGGGGGAUUGCGAGCAAUACUGAAUAUGGACGUAAGCUUAUCGAGCAGUCAGAAACUGAUUAUCCUUCCGUGUGUAGCGAAGGUGAAUUAAUGCUAUUUGUGCAGUGCUAUUGCACACGGGAGUAUGGUGGUAACCCAUAUCUUAUUGAAGGAUGCAAAGGAGCUGCACCUGGACCUCCAGGACGUGGCUGUAACGAAACAUGCGGGAAGGUCACCAUUCCCUUCCCCUUCGGAAUGGGAGCCGGGUGUUUCUUGGAUGACUGGUACAAGAUCGACUGCCAGCAAAACACGACUCCCACACUAAAUAAGAUUGGAGUGCGAGUUCUCAACAUUUCCCUCCCUGAGGUAGACUUGCCUGGCAUGAUUAACAUUAGUCUUCCUGUAAUUUACUCAAAUGCAAGCUGUGGGGGUGACGGACGUGGUGCAGCGGUAAGCUUAAAAGGAAGUCAAUUUGUCUUCUCCCGGUCAAGGAACUUCUUUACAUUGGUUGGUUGCAACACCAUGGCAACAGUGAAUAGUACAGAAUCAGCUGUUGUCGGUUGCCGGUCGAAAUGUGCUGGAACCAACUUCAACAUUAGCAAGUAUAGUGCUUGUUCCGGGAGGGACGGAUGCUGCCAGACUAAGCUCCCCUUGAACCUUCAGGGUUUUAGCGUGGAUUUCAAAGAAGAAGGUGGACAUCAGGGGUGCAACUACGCUUUCUUGAGGUCUGAUUUUACAGGUGUAUAUGAUUUGAGAUCGAGUGAUACGGUUCCAGUGGUGCUGGUAUGGGGGAUUGCGAACAAUACCAACUAUGCACUUGACCUUAUCCGGCAAGAUUACGACGCAAUAUACAACUCAAGCUAUGAUACUCCUUUCGCCUGUACCAGAGACAGCGUCGACAGCAGUGAAAUGCUAUUUACAUGGUGCUACUGCGGACGGGGGUAUGGUGGCAACCCUUAUGUUAUUGGAGGAUGCCAAGAUAUUAAUGAAUGUGAAGAUCCAAAUAUGUGCUCCGGGACUUGCGUGAACAAACAGGGCUCAUAUGAUUGCGUCAAUGGUAGAAAGACAGCUAAAUUCAUUCUUAUUGGGGUUGGAGCUGGCCUUGGGGCACUAUUUUUGUGUCUUGUCUUAUGGGGGUUGUACAAAUACAUCAAGAAGAGAAAAGAAAUAAAGCUCAAAGAGAAGUACUUCAAACGCAAUGGUGGUCUUUUGUUGGAAAGUGAGCUAUCUUCAGCCGAAGGCAAUGUCGAGAAAAACAAAUUGUUCAACUCCAAGGAUCUAGAGAAGGCCACUGACAAUUUCAACAAGGAUAGGAUACUCGGGCAAGGUGGACAAGGUACUGUUUACAAGGGAAUGUUAACAGAUGGAAAAAUAGUUGCGAUUAAGAAAUCGAAAGCAAUAAAUGAGGGCAAAGUCGAACAGUUCAUAAAUGAAGUCCUCAUUCUCUCACAAAUCAACCAUAGGAAUGUGGUUAAGUUAUUGGGGUGCUGCUUGGAGACAGAAGUCCCGCUUUUAGUAUAUGAGUUUAUACCAAACGGGACUCUAUAUCAAUAUCUACAUGACCUAAAGGAAGAGUUUCGUGUAUCAUGGGACACGCGCUUACGAGUUGCAACUGAAAUUGCAGGAGCCUUAUUCUACUUGCAUUCAGCAGCCUCUAUUCCCAUUUAUCAUCGAGACAUCAAGUCCACCAAUAUCCUCUUGGAUGAGAAAUAUCGGGCAAAAGUGGCAGAUUUUGGUACUUCCAAGUCCGUUUCCCUCGAUCAAACUCAUGUAACCACAUUGGUGCAGGGGACUUUCGGCUACCUAGAUCCCGAGUAUUUCCAAUCAAGUCAAUUCACAGACAAAAGUGAUGUAUACAGCUUUGGAGUUGUCCUUGUUGAACUCUUAACGGGCCAAAAGCCAAUCUCGUCGCUAAGGGAACAAGAAGGAAGAAGCCUCGCAACCUAUUUCAUAAUUUCGAUGGAGCAAAAUUGCUUGUUCGACAUUGUGGAUGCUCAAGUUUUGAAAGAAGGUAAGAAGGAAGAUAUUGCAUCAGUUGCUAACCUUGCGAAAAGGUGCUUAUACUUGAAUGGGAGGAACCGGCCUACAAUGAAAGAAGUGGCAAUGGAGUUGGAGAGGAUAAGGAAGCUCCAGAAUCCUUCGGGUAUUCAGCAAAAUCAAGAGGACCAUGAGGCAACUGAAUCUUAUGAUGUUGCUUUUCCAUCUAGCAAGUCAAACAUGGUUAUGGAUGUCUACAUUGUCGGAUGUGCAGCCACUCUUACCUAGUGGGACAUGGUGAAGAUCUGUUUUGCCUCUUACACUGAUGACUCAUAUUGCUAUGUUUGUCAUGGAAAUUGGUGUUCAGACCGAAAGAAAAAAGGGAGGAAAACUCGUUCAUUUACUAAUACGAGAACUUCGUUAGUUAUUUAUUGUUUAUGAACUUAUUCUCGAUGUCUGGGAUUAUUAAACUGUAAUGUCACCUAUUCCAAAUUUAUUUAUAUUGUAAUUAGCUAGGCAUGAUCGUACGGUGUAUGUGCCAAUGGGGAAAUACUUUGCAAAUUGCAAUCAUC